AUGUCGAUUUCAUUUUCUCAACGCAUUACUGAACCAUGGAAGAUUGUUUUUUAUCAUGUUGAUGAUACAACAAAAGGCUGGCGGCGUCGAGCAAUUUUAACGAAUAUGGCCUUGUUGUCCGAGCGUUUAUCAACUAUCGAAAAUCUGCAAAAAUCAAGUCAAACUAAUUUCACUGCACUACUCGAUAAAACAAACCGGCACGCGCAAUCAAUGACGAAGAUCCAUGAAUCAUUAAAUACUCUCGAUAAAAAAAUCAAUGACACACAGAAAAUCAUUGCAUUGAGGGCUGUUGGUCGAUCCAAAUCUCGUCUAACACACACCGAUCUGGAAAAUAUGUUACAGAAAGCGCUGAACGAUAACAUACAUCAGGGUGAUGGGGAUGCAUCGGUAAAUGAGCACAAAAACCAAGGACUUAUUAAUACAAUCGCGAACCAUAAUAACAAAAUCAAGAACAUUGAAAACAAAUGUCAAACUCGAAAAUCCAAUUCAGCUAUUCAAGUAUUCAGGCAAGCAAUUGUUAUACGAACAAUCGAUCCCGAUAAUGAUGAAGUUCCUUGUCGAUUUGCUAAAGGUUCACCAGAAUGUGUCAAUGUAUGUCCACCAGCCUCGUUACCUAACGAAACAUUAAUAUUACUGAAUUGUACACUACUUAUCACUGGUAGUGAGUCAUCUGAUUGGUACAUCGUUGCAGUUAUGAUUGUAGAUUUCAUUGAUUCAACUUCAAAGACACCACUGAGCAGUAUUCCAAUUCAAUUUUUAGUUCAUGUCCAAGAUAGCUUAGCGUGUCAUGUACCACGUUUGACGAGUCCUCUUAUUGAAUCUACUCAAUGUGUUGGUGUUCAAGUAGAGAAAUCAUACGAAAUUCCACUUCUUGUUGAAACUUUCUGUCCCAACACAAGUCGGAUCACGAGUACUUUGUGCUGUGGCAAUGGACAGGUUUGUUUAAUGUUGAAACAAUAUUGUGCUACACUUACAGUAGCUGAAAAUGAUGCUCCACUUUGUCCUGAACAUUAUGAUAAUAAUUCAACUUCGGCAGCACCGGUAACAUCGAGAUCGACUUCGCCGUGGUUUUGGAUUGGUCCAAUACUCGCAGUGCUUCUGCUCUGCUGUUGUGGACCACGUUGUCUUGCCGUGUGUUAUCGCAAGUCAACAAACGCGGAUGAGCUAAUAAACAAUGAUCUCAGUCAAACAUCGACUUCAACACAUUCUCUGCCAAACGAUGCAGAACUGAAAAGUCCAGCGUCAGUAUCGGAAUCGUAUGCUUUUGGCGAGAAAAGGCUAUGA
Messenger RNA from Adineta ricciae, 1284 nucleotides. Lineage: Eukaryota; Metazoa; Rotifera; Eurotatoria; Adinetida; Adinetidae. The record is from the annotation of a GenBank genome assembly.